AACAUGACGACGUACACAGAUAAAGGUGAAAAGCACGAGCGCGGCAGCUUCCUCUGCUUCGAUCACCUGACCUUCUGGGUCGGAAACGCCAAACAGGCGGCCUCCUAUUACUGCAACAAGCUGGGCUUCCAGCCGCUGGCGUACCGCGGUCUGGAGACGGGCAGCCGCGACGUGGUCUCGCACGCCGUCAGACAGGGCAAGAUCGUCUACGUGUUCUCAUCGGCCCUCAACCCUGGAAACAAAGAGAUGGGAGAUCAUCUGGUGAAACACGGAGACGGCGUGAAGGACGUGGCGUUCACCGUGACAGACUGUGACUUCCUCGUGCAGAAAGCCAGAGAGAGAGGAGCGCUGAUCGUCACGGAGCCGCACACGCUGGAGGAUAAGAGCGGGAAGGUCCGGCUGGCCGUGCUGCAGACGUACGGAGACACCACGCACACGCUGGUGGAGCGCAGCGGCUACAGUGGCCUCUUCCUGCCGGGCUUCCACCCCCCGCUGUUCAAAGACCCGCUGCUGGCCACACUGCCGAGCGGAGAGCUGAACUUCAUCGAUCACGUGGUGGGAAACCAGCCGGAGGACCACAUGGUCCCAGUGGUGGACUGGUAUCAGAGGAACCUUCUGUUCCACCGGUUCUGGUCCGUGGACGACAAGCAGCUGCAGACGGAGUACAGUGCGCUGCGCUCCAUCGUCGUGGCCAACCACGAGGAGACGGUGAAGAUGCCAAUCAACGAGCCGGCCAUGGGGAAGAGGAAGUCUCAGAUACAGGAGUAUGUGGAGUACUACGGAGGUCCAGGUGUGCAGCACAUUGCCAUGAACACAUCAGAUAUCAUCACUGCAAUCCGUAACCUGAAGCAGCGAGGGAUGGAGUUCAUGAGUGUACCGGACACGUACUACGAGCAGCUGAGAGAAAACCUCAAACACUCAAAGGUCCAGAUCUCAGAGGACCUGGAUGUUCUGCAGGCGCUGAACAUCUUGGUGGACUACGAUGACAAUGGGUAUUUACUCCAGAUCUUCACCAAGCCGGUUCAGGAUCGGCCCACCGUGUUUUUGGAAGUGAUUCAGAGACACAAUCACCAGGGCUUUGGUGCAGGAAACUUCAAGUCUCUGUUUGCAGCCAUCGAAGCCGAUCAGAACCUUCGGGGAAAUCUGACGGUCCUGACGCCCAACGGAGACUCAAACAACAUGUGAUCCCAGCGCUCACUUCUCUUUAUACUUAUAGAAAUAUACCAAUAACGUGCUACAGUUACAAAUGCACAAAGCUUGUUUUUUUAUCAAAGUUGUUACUCUUUAAUGUCUCUGUGAGUUGCAUGUUUUAUUACAACAGAGUAGUACCUUAUUAUAAUCUCUCCUGAUGUUUCUGGAAGACUUUGUUACAACUUUACAAUGAUUUUCUUUUUUAUAAAAUGUUAACAAGAAAAAAAGACA
Molecule: messenger RNA, 1422 nt
Organism: Perca flavescens (yellow perch)
Lineage: Eukaryota; Metazoa; Chordata; Actinopteri; Perciformes; Percidae
Gene: hpdb
Product: 4-hydroxyphenylpyruvate dioxygenase b
Exons: 14
Coding region: 4-1185 (393 amino acids)
Biological process (GO): L-tyrosine catabolic process
Cellular component (GO): Golgi membrane; endoplasmic reticulum membrane
Molecular function (GO): 4-hydroxyphenylpyruvate dioxygenase activity
Source: RefSeq, a predicted model, not a curated record